AUGGAUGCGCCACUCUACGUGCCCAUCGCGCUCGCAGCCUCUGCGUUCUCUCUGUGGCUGAUAUUCAAGAGGUAUCUGACCAAGUCCCCGUUGGACAAUCUCCCCGGGCCUCCGCCGACUUCCUUCCUAUUCGGAAAUUUGCCCGAUAUCAGCCACCGACAAAGCUGGAGGGAGUGGGAGUUUAUUGUCGAUGCAUAUGGGCCUGUUACGAAGCUUCAGGGACUCCUUGGGCUGCGCGUCCUUCACAUCGCUGAUCCCAAGGCGCUGCAUAGCGUUCUUAUCAAGGACGCAGAGCACUUUCCCAAGAAGGUGGAGCCCGCGACGGACACCCAGGUGCUCAUUGGCCCGGGGCUGAUGGCGACAGACGGUCACCAACACAGGAAGCAGCGCAAGCUGGUCACUCCCGUGUUCUCCGUCGGACACCUUCGCAACAUGACGCACAUCAUCUAUGGUGUCACCCAUAAGCUUCAGGAGGUGCUCGAGACCCGCGUCAGCACCAAGGAUGGUAGCGUUAUCGACAUCAACGGGUGGAUGGCACGCGCCACACUGGAGAUGCUCGGACAGGCAGGCCUCGGGCACUCCUUCGACGACUUCACUGAGGACUCGAUCGAUUCAUACGGCGAAGCACUCAAGAUGUUCUUUCCUGUCCUGGCACGCCUUCCGCUCCUGACGGUCUUCGUUCCUAAGCUGUCCUACGUCUUUCCGGACUGGCUCAUUAACAAGAUGCUCCGUCUGAUGCCUGGCCAUGACAUCAGGCGCAUGUUGGAGAUUUCAGAUGCCAUGACACAGCGCUCGUUCGAGCUCAUCAAUGACAGGAAGACUGCACUGCUUCAGGGCGACGAAGCACUAGCAAAGCAGAUCGGUGCGGGGAAAGACAUCAUGAGCCUCCUGCUGAAGGCCAACAUGACUACGUCAGAGGCAGAGAGGCACACUGAUGCAGAACUUGUCGCGCAGAUGUCCACCAUGCUCCUCGGUGGAAUGGACACGACCGCCAACGCUCUCUCCCGUAUCCUGCAUAUUUUAUCCCAGAAGCCCGAUGUCCAGGAACGGCUCCGCGCAGAGAUAAUCGAGGCGCGCGCCGACGACAACCUCGCGUACGACGACAUCGUCAAGCUCUCGUACCUGGAGGCCGUGUGCCGCGAGACAAUGCGCCUCUACCCACCUGCGGAGUUCAUAGUUCGCACAGCGAGGAAUGAUACGACGAUUCCUCUGUUCGAGCCGGUCCGGGCUCGCGACGGCUCGCUCAUGACCGAGGUGCCGGUGCCCAAAGACACCAUGAUCUUGGGGCACCUAUGGGGGUGCAACACGAACAAGGCUGUCUGGGGCGACGAUGCGUACAAAUUCAAGCCCGAGCGCUGGCUGGGCGAGCUGCCCAAGGCCCUCGACGAGGCGCGUGUGCCGGGCGUGUACUCGAACCUGAUGACAUUCUCCGGCGGUGGUAGAUCGUGCAUUGGUUUCAAGUUGUCCCAGGUCGAGAUGAAGAUCGUCCUUUCGGUACUGCUUUCGGAAUUCAAGUUCGAGAUGUCCGACAAGCCGAUCACUUGGAACUCCUCUAUCGUGGUAUACCCGACGACAGGCGAUGUAAACACUCAUCCCGAGAUGUUCCUGAAGGUGACCAAGAUCGCGUAG
This is a messenger RNA of Trametes versicolor FP-101664 SS1, 1629 nucleotides long. Its product is annotated as cytochrome P450. Bases 1 to 1629 code for a protein of 542 amino acids. Gene Ontology annotation, molecular function: heme binding; monooxygenase activity; oxidoreductase activity, acting on paired donors, with incorporation or reduction of molecular oxygen. The record is from RefSeq and is a predicted model, not a curated record. NCBI's taxonomy places the organism in Eukaryota, Fungi, Basidiomycota, Agaricomycetes, Polyporales, Polyporaceae. The transcript has 12 exons.